Molecule: messenger RNA, 1356 nt
Organism: Eruca vesicaria subsp. sativa (arugula)
Lineage: Eukaryota; Viridiplantae; Streptophyta; Magnoliopsida; Brassicales; Brassicaceae
Source: the annotation of a GenBank genome assembly
AUGCUUCCCGGGAUGCUCUUCAACAUCCCCCGCUUUUUCGACUGGAUUUCUGAGGUUCAUGAGGCCAACGAUCUGACUUUCGCUUUCAAAGGGCCUUGGUUUAGUGGAACAGACAUGUUGUUCACUGUUGAUCCAAGGAACAUCAACCACAUGCUUAGCUCAAAUUUUUCGAAUUACCCUAAAGGACCUGAGUUCAAGAAGAUCUUUGACAUCUUGGGAGAUGGAAUCGUAGCCGCUGAUAUGGAGUUAUGGGAGGAUCUGAGGAAGUCAGGUCACGCCUUAUUUCACCAUCAAAACUUCUUGAAGCUUUUAGUAAGUAGCACUACAAGUAAGUUAAACGAUGAUCUUGUUCCAUUUCUUGAGAAAGCUUCUGUGGAAAACAUUGUCAUAGACUUGCAAGAUGUGUUCCAGAGAUUCAUGUUUGAUACUGCCUCGAUUUUGAUGACUGGUUAUGAUCAAAUGUCUCUAUCCACUGAGUUUGGUGAAGCUGCGGAGUUCACUGAAGAAGCUAUCUUCUAUAGACAUCUCAAACCGGUGAUCUUGUGGAGGUUUCAAAACUUUAUUGGUGUUGGAAUUGAGAGGAAGAUACGAACUGCUUCGGAGGUUUUCAAUCGUAUGUUUGCAAAGAUAAUAUCCUCAAGAAGAAAAGAAGAGAUGAGUAGCGGGAAAAAAGAGCCAGCGAUUAACGCAGUAACAUAUUAUUUGAAUGCAGAUACAGCCAAAUAUAAGCUGUUGAAACCUAGUAAUGAUGAGUUUAUAAGAGACGUUGUUUUGAGUUUAUUGUUAGCGGGAAGAGACACCUCAAGCUCAGCUCUCACUUGGUUCUUCUGGCUUCUUUCUAACCAUCCUAAAGUUAUGUCCAAAAUCAGACAAGAGAUCAAGACAAACUUUGAUCCCACAGAUUUAGAGAAGCUCGUGUAUCUACAUGCUGCAUUGUCUGAAUCAAUGAGACUUUACCCACCAGUUCCCUUCAACCAUAAGUCUCCUGCAAAGUCAGAUGUGCUUCCAAGCGGGCACAAAGUUGAAGCAGAUUCGAAGAUUGUGAUAUGUAUGUACGCAUUGGGUAGGAUGAGAUCGGUAUGGGGAGAAGACGCAUUGGAUUUUAAACCAGAGAGGUGGAUUUUAGAGAAUGGAGGACUCAAACGUGAACCUUCAUCCAAGUACUUGGUUUUUAAUGCAGGUCCAAGAACUUGCAUGGGUAAACAUUUAGCUCUUUUGCAGAUGAAGAUGGUAGCUGUGGAGAUCAUACAAAACUAUGAUUUCAAGGUCGUUGAAGGUCAGAAGAUUGAUCCAGUUCCUUCUGUCAUUCUCCGAAUCAAACAUGGUCUUAAAGUUACAGUCAGUAAGAAUAUAUGA